Messenger RNA from Diachasma alloeum, 2019 nucleotides. RefSeq lists its product as uncharacterized. The transcript is spliced from 2 exons. Lineage: Eukaryota; Metazoa; Arthropoda; Insecta; Hymenoptera; Braconidae. The record is from RefSeq and is a predicted model, not a curated record. Gene Ontology annotation, cellular component: extrinsic component of mitochondrial inner membrane. The coding region runs from base 67 to 1533 and encodes 488 amino acids.
GGGACCUCAAAGGGAAUCAACGCACAUAGACGAGUGAUUCCAAGUGUUGAAGGGAUAUCCUGGAAGAUGGGACGUAAGAGAAAGCCAGUGAGUAAAGCAAACAGUGCGGUGAAUCCCUCAAAUAAUUCCGAAGUAUCGCCAAAUGGAAAUAACUCGAAUGAGAUUGAUCCAUCAACGACUUCGCAAACAUCAAUACUCGAUAUUUCUUCACGCUUGACACUUCCAUUGAAACCCCCCGGUGUUGACUUGUCAGUCGACAGUGACGAUGAAGAAAUAUUGGAAUUCCAAAUAAGACCUCGUUUUUUUUUCGUAUCAAGUUUGUGCUUAGUCUGCAUGAAUCAGUGUACAAUACAUUGUGACGAUUGUGGAAUGGUGUCUUAUUGUUCCGAGAAGCAUAGGGAGGAGAACAGACCGCGGCAUGCGGCAUUAUGUAAAGUUCUACUGGAAAUUUGUCGGGGGAUGGAGGGAUUCUCCCUGGCGAAGACACUGCCGCCUGACUUGUACAGGUCUUUCCGGAUAAAAACAAUUAGUUUAGUCGAGCACAAAAUGAAGAGAAGAUUGGACCUGUGGGAGAGGGAGAUCAUGUUGUAUCCGAGAAUAUGCGGAUCCUGCGGAAAAGUGGACGAGUUGAUCUGCUGUCCCGCCUGCGGGGUGGACUUUUACUGCGGACGGCACGAGCAGAACCACAUCAAGUGGUGCAAAGAGUUUCAGGUCUUUCGGAGAAUCCUCUGGAUGCAGCAUAAACACGGAUUCGUCGAGCCCGAUAUUCCCGUUGUUUAUUACAGGGAGGCGCACGUGCUGCCCGAAAAUUUCGACUUUCUCAUCUACGACAUGUAUAAAAAUAGCCCGAGUUAUAGGAGAAUUGAUAGCUACACCUAUGCCAGUUUGUCGCACGUCGCCACUGCCCCGCUGACUGCAUUGUUUGCCAUGCAGAAAGCUAUUCAUGACUGGACUAGACGAACUAAAUUUCGGAUUCAUGUAAUUGGCGCCGAAUUUCAGUUUGAAUGCUCCUUACUGCGAGUGUGGGAGAAGCUUUUUCUUCAUUUCCUACCGAAUUUGAAGACUCUGACUAUUGAAUUCACCGGGCCGGAGUUGUAUCUCCCACCGGCGCCAUCGGAACUCCUGGGGAAAAUCAAAAUGUGCAGAUCUUGUAAGUCCGCCGGCAAGAGGAUCGAGAUAUCCUUCAACCCUCAGAGACUGUAUCACGACGUGGAGAAUGGAUCGCAAGCUGAUUUGAUAUGUCUGUUCAAUCCUGGACUCUAUCGAGAAACUGGUUUCGAUAAUGUUGAUACGUGGCCGGGUACGAUAAUGAAAUUUUGUGCCGCAAAGGUUCCCGUUGUCAUCACGUCGUACACUGAGUUCGAGAUACCGAGAGAUGUCGAGCGGAUAAAGUCUAUUAGAGACAUCCAAGUGCUGCUGGAGCCCCAACGGAAUCCUUUCGGGACAGUCAAACCCGAUAGGAAUUUCGUUAGUGACGAUGUCGUGCCACUCAUGUACAAGAAUUACUGCGUCUGUAUAGUGAAAGGAGUGUGAUUCAGUGUAGACUAUUAUUCUAUUUAACUUCCCGAUAGGGGAGUUAUUUUACUCUUAAGGGGAUACGUCGGUGAAAUUUAAGUCUUCCCUGGGCCUUGGGAGUCAUUGAACAGUUUGUGAUAUAUGACGGAAUAUGGGAAUAACUGGGGAAUAUCACGGACCCGAUCGAUGUUGCCCCGUAUAACAACGAAAAACUUCAUUUUUUCCCGUUUUUGCCUUCAAAAUGCUCCUCGCGCGGUAGCUUUCGAACGAUUUUAGUUUUCUUCAAUGUUCGUGAUAUUCCAAAGAAUAAAGUUAAGCGUCCGUUUAACUUUAUAAAUGAAUCUCGAAUUUCGUAAAUUUUAGCCUACUCUAGAGACGCGAAAUAUUUACGAAAUUCAAAAUUCACUGAUUCAUUAUCUAUUUCGAAUGAACUUUAUUCUUUGGAAUGUAACGAACAUUUUAAAAAAAAGGUAAAAUCGUAUGAAAACUACGGCGCAAGGAGCA